Messenger RNA from Paraglomus occultum, 807 nucleotides. NCBI's taxonomy places the organism in Eukaryota, Fungi, Glomeromycota, Glomeromycetes, Paraglomerales, Paraglomeraceae. The record is from the annotation of a GenBank genome assembly.
AUGGUAUCUCGCGUCAACGUACCCAAAGGUGGAUUUAACUUUGACAACUAUCAAAGAAAUUUAAUCCUUCAGCAGAAUGGAUAUUCUAUGCCAAAGGCCACCAAGACAGGGACGACUAUCACUGGAAUGAAGUUCAAGAACGGUGUAAUACUUGGAGCAGACACGCGGGCAACUGGGGAGGCGUUAGUACAGGAUAAGAAUUGUCCCAAGAUUCACCGUAUGGCACCCAACAUUUUCUGUUGUGGGGCUGGUACCGCAGCUGAUGCCGAUAAAGUUACGGACAUGGUUGCUUCUCAAUUAGAAUUGCAUCGUUUGGCCACGGGAAGAGAAUCAAGAGUAACGACUGUCUUGGCUACGCUUUCGCAGUAUUUAUUCAGAUAUCAAGGUCACGUUGCGGCAGCUCUAGUGUUAGGUGGUGUGGAUGUUGAUGGACCGCAGCUGUUUAGUGUCGCUCCACAUGGCAGUACCGAUAAACUGCCUUAUCUCAGUCAAGGCAGUGGAUCCCUAUCUGCCAUAGCUGUUUUUGAAGAAAGAUGGCGAGAAAAUAUGGAGCGUGAUGAAGCCAUAGAAUUGGUUAAGGAUUCUAUAAAGGCUGGUAUAUUUAAUGAUAUGGGUUCGGGAUUCAACAUCGAUCUCGUCGUAAUAGAGAAAGGCCGUGCCGAUUUUUACCGCAACAUCGAAACACCCUGUCCAACCAUAGAGAAAAUUGGAAAUUACAAGUUUCAACCUGGAACGACGGCUGUUCUCAGCGAAUCAUUCAGAAACUUUGUCACAAUCACAGAGGGAGAUGCUAUGGACAUUUCAUAA